Molecule: messenger RNA, 990 nt
Organism: Cyphellophora attinorum
Lineage: Eukaryota; Fungi; Ascomycota; Eurotiomycetes; Chaetothyriales; Cyphellophoraceae
Product: Tetratricopeptide repeat protein 1
Exons: 3
Coding region: 1-990 (329 amino acids)
Molecular function (GO): protein binding
Source: RefSeq, a predicted model, not a curated record
AUGUCAUUCAAAGCCACAGGCCCAAAAACACGUCCAGACCGUGUGAAACCAAUCCCACCCAUUCCAUCACCACUGCCAUCCGGAUGGACCGCCAGCACCAACUACAACACUACCUCCCACCGACACCGAAGCACAUCGAACGCAUCCACAGACUCAACGACCUCAUUCCACUCAGCAACCUCACAACACGACAACUUCCACGACCCUGCAGAAGCCGACCCAGCGCCGUCCGCCAACGCUGAAUUCGCCAAGGCAGACUAUUCAUCCGCCAUCUCCACAUACGACAAGGCGCUUGCUGAACUACCCACGUAUCUCGACUACGAGCUCGCUGUGCUACAGAGCAACAUCGCGGCAUGUCAUCUGAAGCUGGAGCAGUGGAAGGAAGCGCUCGAUGCAUGUGAGGCAGGCUUGAACGGUCUGGAACGCGAAUUGCCAACAAAGAAGCUUUCUGCGACCAAGAAUAAAGAAGGCAAGAACGGUCCGCAGCCCAAUGGAGCGAAGUCCAGCUCAGACCUUUCCGGAACAGACGACGCUGAAUUCAACGGGACCCCCCAAGUGAACUCUCCCACCAACUCCAACAACUCAACAUCACCGACUGCCCGCCGCCAGUCCAUAACCCGCAUCCGCAUAAAACUCCUCCUCCGCCGCGCCCGCGCCCGCUCCUCCCUGACCCCACAAUCCUGGUCCCACCUCGCCGGCGCCCUCGAAGACUACAAAACCCUAGCCACAGAACCCUCAUACCUCUCCCAACUGCCUCCCUCAGACUUGGCAACUGUGCGGAAAGCACUCGUUGAGCUGCCGCCGAAGGUGAACGAGGCGAAGGAUAGGGAAGUCGGGGAGAUGAUGGGAAAAUUGAAGGAAUUGGGCAACGGGAUCUUGAAGCCGUUUGGGCUGAGCACGGAUAUGUUCAAGAUGACGCAGGAUCCCGCCAGUGGGGGAUGGAGUAUGAACUUCGACCAGGGCGGCGGCGCCGCUACUCAGAGGAAAUAG